UGCUUUAGUUGCGUCCAUGUAGUGAUAGAAGGUGCUAGUGUAAUGUUUAAAUAAGUAAUUAAUUUUAAACUUAAUUUUAAGAGUAGUUUGGUUUGAAGUCGAUUGACCUUGUGUGAUAGUAAUAAGAAGAAAAAUCGGGCAAGAUGUGUCCGAUUUGGCCGUUGCACCUGAUCAUCAUAUACCUGCUAGCGCUAUGUCCGCUGUGGGUGAUCUGCCAAGCGGUGCCUGACCUGACCGCGACCUUCAUCCCUGAUGAGGUCACCAUCAACAUGAACGAGUACACAUACGUCAACGUUUCUGUUAGCGGUACGGGGAUGCAGGCAGGUGAUCAAUUCACGUUGUUAACGUCAGACCCUCACUUGGCCGAAGCAGAAUGGAAUUCAACAUAUCAGCUGACGGAAACAGAUGUCGUUAACAGUAAAUUUGAAGGAAAUAUGAGAGUUUCAGCGAAAUUUUUAGGUAGAACUAAUGUUGUGAUAAAUGGAAAACGCAACAAUCAACCCUUGGACGUCAAAAACAACAGUAUGCCAGUGAUAAUUAUAAGACCAGAACGAGUGAUAGACACUAUAUUCGUCACGUCCGUCGCUACUUUUGUAUCACUAAUUUUCAUAAACUUUGGUUGCGCGAUGCACUGGCCUACGGUAAAGGAAGUGCUGAAAAGGCCUAUAGGGCCCGUCAUAGGAAUGUGCGGACAGUUCCUCUUUAUGCCACUUAUGUCGUUCGGUCUAGGGUUCCUGAUCUUCCCCAACGACCCAGCUAUGCGUCUAGGAAUGUUCUUCACUGGAGUAGCGCCCGGCGGUGGUGCUUCCAAUAUAUGGACCUUCAUUCUUGGUGGAAAUCUUAAUCUGUCAUUAGCCAUGACAUCAAUAUCUACACUCGCAUGUUUCGGUUUUAUGCCAAUGUGGUUGUUUUCCCUCGGCCAAGUGGUGUUCCGUAACGCUCAAAUAGUGGUUCCGUACACACGUAUCGCGACCUUCGUAAUAGGGUUGCUUGUUCCUCUGGGGAUAGGGUUGGGUAUGCAGCGCUGGACGCCUAAGAUUGCCGCCUUCAUGGUGCGCAUCCUUAAGGGUUUCUCGACAACCCUACUGCUGUUCAUCAUUAUAUUCGCUAUCGUCACUAACUUGUAUAUCUUCGAGUUGUUCACGUGGCAGAUCGUUGUAGCCGGCAUGGGUAUCCCAUGGCUAGGCUACUGCGCGGGGUACUUGGUAGCCCGUCUAUUUCGUCAGCCUCACCCUGACGCGCUGGCUAUAUCCAUAGAGACGGGUAUCCAGAACACUGGUAUUGCCAUCUUUUUGCUGAGAUACGCUCUUGGACAACCCGAGGCGGAUCUUACUACAGUGGUGCCCGUGUCAUGUGCGAUCAUGACUCCGAUCCCCAUGACGUGCAUCUACAUCUAUCAAAAAGUUAAAGCUUGCUUUGUCAACCGAGGAAAGCACAAGAAAAUGCUGGAAGAAGACGUCACACCUCGAGGAGACACGCCACAGCCCACAAUCCUCACAACCGCUGAUCUUUACGGACGGGCCAAUAAAGGUCUAGAGGACGUUGAGGGCAACACCCAGACUGACGUCUCUGACGUCAAACCCGACGUUAACGUCAACACCAUCUCCGCCACCGUCAACUAACAUGUAUAACACGGUUGUUAAUUGUUUAACUUUUAUUUAAGUGAUAUUAUUUAUUCAUCUAAGACUUUAUUUAAAAAACGAACGUCUCAAAGCAAUACGUUAUAAAUUGUGCUCUAAAAUUGAAAUUUUAACUAGUGUUACCAGAUACAAUAAUUGUAAGACAUAUCUUGUCACAUAUAAAAAUGUAACUUAAAUAGUUUAUGAUCUUGAUAUACGUGUUAUUUGAUAGCGAAAUAUUUUUCUGAAACUUUAUUGUAUCUUGAAUGUUGAUUUAUUUUUUAUGGGUGCUAUUCCAUCCACUUUGUGAAAAUUUUCUGAAAGCAUUAUUAUGCAUUUUUGGAGGACUUGUGAUUUUAUUUAAUUAUUUAUUGCUAUGCGGGCCUUCAUAUGUUUUGGCGCCGCACAUUUCUUUACAAAGAUGGCGCAUAUUCUUAACUACUGCAAUAAAAUCGAAGAUUAUAUUGUGAUAUUUUUCGAUAUUUUUUAAGGGAGUUAAGAAUAUGUGGUCAUCUAGACUUUUGUCACGAAAUUGAAUGAAUUUCACCUAUAGAAUUGUAUUGUAUGUCACUCGAACAAAUUUUUAUAUUAUUUUCUCUUUCUGUUCCUUAAUGGCACCAAUAUGGUUAAGGGUACAAUGCUUGAUUAUUUCGCAUGUGUUUUCAUGUUGCCAGAAUUUAAAUAUGACACACUAGACUGGAAAUCGACCUUAUUCAAAUUUGCAUUGUUAAAGGAAUUAAAUGAAAUACACAUUUUGGAAAGCAUUUUUGGUAGUAAAUAUCUCAAUAAUCUGGCAAUACUGUGUGGUAGAAAUAGACAUAGCUUUCUUUUUUCAAAUUUUGCUUUAUUUUUUCAACAUUUAUGUUUUAUUUUGCUUUUUUUAAGUAUUUGUAUUGUAUACGAUCUCGGUUCGUAUUACGUCGGUGACUUUCGCAACUCGUUUAUAGGUGAAACAGAUGUGAAGUAAGGUAAUCGUUGGUUUAAAAUGUUUGGUAUGAGAUCAGUAUUGUGUUGUCAUGUGAGAUCAUUAUGUUAAGAAUCUAAUACAAACGUUUUUAUAAACAAAG
This is a messenger RNA of Spodoptera exigua (beet armyworm), 2686 nucleotides long. NCBI's taxonomy places the organism in Eukaryota, Metazoa, Arthropoda, Insecta, Lepidoptera, Noctuidae. The record is from the annotation of a GenBank genome assembly.